Ramularia collo-cygni is the source of this 606-nucleotide messenger RNA. RefSeq lists its product as uncharacterized. Gene Ontology annotation, biological process: acetoin biosynthetic process. NCBI's taxonomy places the organism in Eukaryota, Fungi, Ascomycota, Dothideomycetes, Mycosphaerellales, Mycosphaerellaceae. The coding region runs from base 1 to 606 and encodes 201 amino acids. Gene Ontology annotation, molecular function: acetolactate decarboxylase activity. The transcript has a single exon. The record is from RefSeq and is a predicted model, not a curated record.
AUGUCCAAACCCAAUGGCGUCUUCCAAUACUCCCUGCGAUCGGCAUACAAUGCUGGACUGAAAGAUGGAGGUCCUCCAGUCUCCUUCAUUGCCAGCCAAGGAACGCACGGUAUUGGCUGCUUUGAAGAGGAGGAAGAGAGCGAAAUGGUGCAGAUUGACGGGAAGAUAUACACCAUCGACAAGGACGGGGAUGCCGAAGAAGCAGACGAGGACGAUACAUUGCCCUUUGUCAUGUCGACCCAUUUCCAAGCCAAGUCAAGAGUCAAAGCGCCGCCGAACACCACAAGCAAGAAACUGAAAGAGUUGUUUGAGAGUGCGAAGAAUACACCGACUGCAUUUAAGUUGACUGGGCAGUUCAAGUACAUCAAUAGCCGGCAGAAGACUUUCUGGGAUGUCAAAGGCACAAUCUUCGGCUUCUCCGUGCCAGCGUGGCAGGCAUCGAUGAGUGGAGAGGGCCUGCAGUGUUGUUUCCUCAGCGCGAGCAGAGAGCAAGGUGGCACUGUCGUGGACUUUGAGACGGCGGAUUGUGUGCUCGAAUCAACAAAGUGCGGCAGAUUUCACCUCACGUUCCCCCAAGACGACGAGUUUGAUGAGAUGCGACUCUGA